ACCGGUGGUGUUUUUGUUAUUGUGAUAAGUGAUUUUCGGUAGUUGGUCUGCUGCGUGAGGAAUACUCUGGUGAGUCAGACUGAUCAGUGAGUUUUCACGGGAGGAAGGAUAAAGACGUGUCGCUGGGUUGUCGCGAGUUCAGAGGGAUUUGGGGGGGAUUAAACGAGUGGUUAAAAGACAAACUAAUGAAACGUGUUUGUAUGUGCCGAGGUUAGGACGCCGGGGGGGUUGCUGUUGUUUCGAAACAACGGGCGGUUUGAGCAGCGGCGCGCGCGGCUGCCUGAUAACAGCGCCACGGUGAUAAAAGGACACUGACUUUAAGAAGAAAUUAAUGGAAAUAUCGAUGAAUUUGAGUUGAUAAAUACGAUUGAGAUCGAGGGGGACGUAAAGGAGAAAAAGUAGUGAUAAAAAAGAAAACAGCAAGGGAAAAUAAAGAAAAUACCACCAAACUAGAUGUGCGUAAAUGGAAGGUAUAGGGGACAUAGCCGAUCAUCAUCGGUCGCAUAGCGAGCAAUUGUUGGAUGCGGUCGAUUCCCCAACGGCGGUGAGUACGCAUGGCCGUGGGGGCGGCUCAAAUGUUAACACUCACAGUGGGGGUGGAAAGAGCAGUGGUAGGGGAGAUGUUGUACGUAGUGGCAGGCAUAAUCAGCACCACCAUCACCAACACCACCACCACCACCACCACCAUCACCACCACGAGGGCAAUAACAGAGCGGGUGGUAACGGCGCAGGAGGAGAAGAUAGAGAGCAUAGUGGGGGACAACAUCAGCAGCAGCACCAGCAGCAGGGUGGUGAGGGUAUGUCAUCGUCAGACUCACAAAGUCCCGAUAUCGCGUGCGCGAGCCUACCGUUGGAACUGCUCGCUGCUGGGGCGCUUGGCGUUAAGGAGGAGCGAGACCUCGCCGCCGCGGAGGAUCUGUCACCAUCCCAGGAACAUACGGAUAGAACAAGCGCUAGGGAGUCACUGUCGGUGAUUGUACCACCGCAGGACGUUGACGUUGACUCAAGGGACGCUGACUCUGAAUUAUUGAGUCCCGGUAAAUUAUCACCAACAUCAGGUAUAAGUGUGUCAGUUGCUAGUAUGAUCGACGCUACGGACUUCAGGUCGAUGCAACCAGAGCCAACUUAUCAGACAUUGACAUCAGUAGCCGAGAGAAUGUCACCGCCAGGCUUUUCACCUGGCUCAUCUUACGCGACAUUAACACCACUACAGCCAUUACCACCAAUAUCAACGAUGAGUGAUAAAUUUGUUUACGCUGGUCACACAACUGGCGGUGUAUCUGGUAGUUUUGCAGUUAUGCAGAACAAUGGACUUGGUAAUAUGGGUAUUGGUAUUGGUAAUUCACCGUAUACGUAUGAUAAAUUACCACCAAUGGGUAUGUCACCACCGCACAAUUAUCCAUCACCUGGUGCUGGUUUACAACCAAGUCCAUUAUCACCACAAAGUGCAUACAGCCAGAGUGGUUUAAAUUCACCUCAUAAAUCAGCUAGUCCACAUUAUGAGCCAGCAUUUUUACCGAGAUUACAGCAGAGUCCUGCUGCACUUAGUCCACCAUCGCCACCUGUUUCCGCGGCGACGAGUUUCGCGCCUUCCCAUCAUUCACCACCAACGUUAUCAGUACCAGCUGCAUCGCCACCACCAAUGCAAACACAAUUGCAACAACAAUCACAACAAUCGCAGCAGAAUCAACAGCAACAACAAACGAUAGGACAACAACAGCAAACGAUAUCCCAUACACAACAUGUACAGCAUACAUCGGUUGUUAUGAAAACAAUGUCAUCGGCGGGAAAUGGUGCUGGUGAAGUUGAGGAAAUUAAUACCAAGGAAUUGGCUCAGAGAAUCAGUGCUGAGUUGAAGAGAUACAGUAUACCACAGGCUAUAUUUGCACAGCGGGUACUGUGUCGUAGCCAGGGUACACUCAGCGAUUUACUCAGGAAUCCAAAGCCCUGGUCCAAGCUUAAAAGUGGACGUGAAACAUUUAGACGUAUGUGGAAGUGGUUACAGGAACCGGAAUUCCAAAGAAUGUCAGCAUUGAGAAUCGCAGCCCUGAGUAACUGCUCUGAGGGCGGCGGCGACCCGGAUGCCAUGCUGGAUAUUCAUCACCAAGGAUCAGGAAUCGACACCCAUCAUCAACAGUUUCACAACUCAUAUGCUGCACAGAUUCCACAACGAGGAACUUGCAAGAGGAAAGACGAGAUGGCGAGCCAGGCAGAACACCAACAGCCCGCCCCCAAGAAACCGCGGUUGGUUUUCACAGACCUUCAGCGCCGUACUCUACAGGCUAUUUUUAAAGAAACAAAGAGGCCGUCGAAGGAGAUGCAGGUGACAAUCGCCAGGCAGUUGGGCCUUGAGCCCACGACAGUUGGUAAUUUCUUCAUGAACGCGAGACGUCGUUCAAUGGACAAAUGGAAAGACGAGGACCCGAAGAAUCCAGGUGUGGACGAGGGCCACCUAUCGCCCAGCCUCGGUAUAAGUCCACGCCAGGCGACCGAUGUUUUGUGACAUACGUCUGACCACGAGGAAUAUCACGACGAGUCGCCCGAGGAGGAUCUUGCCUUCUCGUAAAUUAUUUCGUUGAACACUCGGGAAACUGCACGCCGAUGCCCUCCCUCUCAUUUCCAUUGUUUUCUUUUUUUUCUCAAUUCGACGCCGAUCGAUAUCAGGCACACGGUACGAAGUGCAUUCCAAUUUUUAUUCACCAUUUCAAGGAUACAAUGUUAGUCUGACAUAUUUAAACAAAAUAGAGUGGCAGCUGAAUGUGAAUAAUAAUUUUUCUUUUUUUUAUGUUCAUGGGGAAUAAUAUUCAGUGGAGACUGCCAUUGGAACUGUGUCACUCGUGAAUGCACUGGGGUUUUAACUGUCUGACGGCAUCGGCGGUACUACUACUUACUCGAGAUAUAUUAUUUCAAACACAUUAAUAUCUCUCUUUGGUUAGUGCCAUAAUUCGCCACGUUUAGGUUAAGCUGUUGAAAUGUUUAUUUUUAUUAAUCAUUUUAUGGUUGAUCCUCUAGUCGAAUUAUUAAAUUACAUUUGUAAUGUUCUUUUGCACAUAGUGGUGAACAUUGUCUAGUCAAAAUUACGGUUAAUUAAUGUUUAUAUUGUUUUCAAGAUUGUUUGAAAAGCAAUAGUGAUGAAGUUUUUUUUUCUUGCCCCCACCCUCCGUUAUCCGUAAUUUGUUAUUAUUUUUCCGAGAAUUUUGAGUUGAUCAUGAUUUAUCUUGUGAUGGGUAGCAGGAGAAGGUUUCAACGAAAAUAAUGAACUAAUAAGUGACUCGUCAAUUCCUCGGGGUUGGUGAACAACAGGACUAGUGGCUGCUGAACAAAUUGAUAAAAAGCCACACGUGUUUUUCUUUUUCUGUGCGGAGUGUCUGUACAAAGUGAUAAUUUAUCAAUGUGAACGCUGAUGAGGGGAUUAUUGGGAGGAGCUGGAGAAUUAUGGAAGUUAAUGAAGGAAUAUUGGGUCGUGAUGUGCUAUGAUGAGUGAUAAUCGAGGGAGACCAUCCACUCAGCAUCAGUGCUUUAACGAUGCUGAUGUUUAUUUGUAUAUAAAGAUAGGUGAAAUGUUUUUUUUUUUCGAGAAGCUGAGGACUUUUCAGGGGAUCAUUAGCAAGCGAAAAGGUCGAUAAAUGAUACGAGCGCCGUUUGUUGUUGAGUAGAGUAAUGAUAAUAGUGUGAGAGAGUGAGGUGAUGAAUAAACAAAUCUCUUGUUCGACACAUCGAUUUUCACUGGAUUAAUUCCAUUCUGCUCCGGUAUUACCUGUAAUUGUCGAUAAUGCUACGGUCAAUUGUGAGAGAACCACCUGUCGAUCAAUCUUUGUCAAUUUGAAACUCUCAAUUUCCAGUUAAUGUCUCACUUUGAUCUUCAUUCACGUUCAAGUAGAUUUUUUUUUCCUGCAGAAAGAGGUGCUCUGGAUAAUUUAUGGCUGGAAUUUUCUUUGGGCAUAUUCGAUGAAUUUUUUUUCAUCAGCCAUUAUAAAUCCCGUGAAUAUCGAUGAUGCUCUUUAGUGCGAUGUGAAGAUGUGAAAUACUCAUGAAAUCAGACCAAAAGAGGAUAAUUUUUUUUGUGGAGUGAGAGAGAGAGAGAAAGUUCAAUUCAUCGUACCAAAAGUGAAAUAAUAGAGACAUGGCUUCGAUCGCCUGAUUAAGAUCAUAUAUAGUACAAAGUAAACAUAUAUUAUUGUAAUAUUGGGGUUAAAUGAGGUGAUUGAACGAAUGAUUAUUCGUUGAAUUUUUUAGAUUAUACUUGGAGAAUGUUUAAUAGGAAAACAUGGAUUGUUUUUGUCAAUGGCGUGUUCGAAUUUUACUCGUAGGAGAAAUUUUUUCGCUUUUCUUUUCUGAGGGGAUUGUGAUAACUUGACCAUUCAAACACGGUGAUUAUACUGAUUCCCAUGGGUCUCGACCACUGGGGAACUCUUGAAGUCGUGAAACAGUUGCAACGGCUGUUUCAGCUUCAUUUGCAUAAAAAUGAGCGUAACUGAAUGCAGAAUCAAUUGAUUUACUUAGAGAAAUUGGCCACCAGCAUUCGUUCGAUGACUCACAUCCCCUGGGUGUUGAGAAUAAUAUGGGAAGAAUGACCGCUGCCUUGUGUCAGUUACAUUAAAAAAAAAUCUCACGUACACGUGUUCGAUCGGAAAAUCCCCCUCUUUUAUAUUCAACAGAAGGAAAUAAAUAAAUUAUGAAUGGAAGAGAAUUAUUGAAAAUGAUGAAAAUCACGGCACUCGUGUACUUGUAUUAUACUUCUGUACAUAAAUUAGUUGAGAUGAAGAAUUUAUUAUUAAUUAUUGCUAUUAUCGAUUUUAACAAAAAUUAUUAUUAAUAUAUUGAUGAUUGAACACGAGAUUUUUUUUUGUUAAAAUUGGAGAAGAAAAUAAUUACGAGAGAAAUUGUGGUGAUGAACAAAUUGUAGGUAGACGAGAAAGAAAAAACACUGUAGGAGGGAUUUAAAUUGUGUGAACAUAUGAGGUAUGAAGAUUUUCAAGGGGGAAAAAAAUAACAGAAAUGACACACUUAGGUAACGCAGUUAAUAAGUGACAACAAAGUAAGGAAAAAACCCAACACAUAGUAAUAUAUUAAUGAUAAUGAUAAUGUAAUGAAUAUAAAUGAAUAAUAUAUUAUAUUCUAUGAGUAUAAACAUGAACAGAAGGGCGAGAGGGCGUUUUGAGGGCAGAGACAGAGAGAAAGAACAAGGGGGUGAAACGUAGAAUUUCUCCCCUCGGUGUCAUCGACGCCCUGUGGCCCUUCGUGAAACAGAAAGGGGACGGCAAAGUUUAAUUAAAGGAUCAAUUAAUUAAAGACCUUGUUUCAGUUGUAAUAACGAGAAAAAAUUUAAACAAUAUAUUUAUAUAUUACAGAAUAAAAAGAAUCAGAGGUAAAAAUUAACAGAAUAAUUAUCAAUUGAAAAAUAAGGUGAACUAUGGUGACAAGAUGUUUACUGCGGAAAUAGAAUGAUUUCAGUUGGAAAAAUAAAUGCAUUUCCAUUUAUGAUUCGUGUGUGUACGUGUGUUUUAUAUGCAAUUAUGUAAAGAGAAAUGAUAGAUCAAUCUGACAGAAUAUUGAUUGGUAAAUGAUGAUUAAAUCGCAAGGAAAUUUCAGAACCGAGACGAUUAUUUGGUUUUUGUGGUAUUCUAUUUCACGCACAAUUCAAUAAUCAGGCUAAAGUGUUAAUCAAAUUCUCGGUAAGUAAUUUGUUUCACUGGAAUCAUGAUAGCUGUGAGGAAGAGUUAACAGAGAGCAAAAUGAUAUAUUUAUAUUCGUAUUUGAAACACAUAUCCGAAGGAUUUAGGGAGUUAUGACGACGUACAAUACAGUUUUCAAUUGAAGUCAUGGGAAAAUUGAAUAGCAGAGACGAGUCAUGAAAAUUUCUAGAUUUGAGAUGAAUAAUUAUGAGAGAUGUACAAUUAAUUAUUUUUGGUGGAAGAGAAAACAUGAUAAUUCAGUGUUUCAUUAUUCGUAGGAAUGUUGUACUUGUCACCUCUGAAUUACUUUGAUUAACGACAACAGGGAUAGAAAUUUUCUACAAUUCAAAGAGGCGAAAUAAGGAUAAUUAUUUCUCAAGAACAGGUAGAUGCAUGAGAUCAUCCUCUUUCGUUUGGGUCUCCUUUCCAGCAUCACAGUGUAAAAAAAACCAAGAGAUAACAGUUCGCACGACAAUAAGGUAUCGAAUAGUUAAUGAGAGAAAAAUGUUUAGAAAGCAAAAAAAAAUGUGAACAUAAUAACGAGAGGAAAUAAUGUAAAUUACAAAUGCAAACCAAGUAUACAUUAUUAUAUUUAUUAUAUGACGAGAAUCAUCGUACGGACAAAAAGGGUGGGGAUGCAGGGAAUGCAUGUGAACUUUUUUAUAAUUUUGUCGUCGCUGGAAAUGAUUUCAGAGGAGAAUAAAAUUGAGUUUACGGAGGGACACAAUGAGCUCGAGUGUAGAUUUAUAAAUAGGAAACGGGGUGAGGAGAUGGGGCUAGAUGACACGUGUGUCCAAUGGAUAAUUUGUUUACUCAUUCUUUGUUGUUUUUCUCUUUAGAAAAUUUUCGAUGAGGAGGAGGCCACGGAAUUACCAAAGGUUUAAUUUAAAAAUAUGAAAUUUGAAGCUUAUUUAUUCAUAUUUAUUAUCAUUUUUACUUGUGUGAUCUACGAGAACGAGUGGUUAACCUGAAACAUUUUUAAUGAAAAAUCGAAAUGAAUCCUUAUUUCUGUACGUAGGCGAAAUAUUGUGAGUGCUGGGAUUGAAUCGAGUUUUCUAGUGAAUUAAGGAGCUAUUCAUAGAUGGGAAGCAUGACAUUUGUCUGAUUAUUUCGUGCGAGGGAUGGUUUAAAUAAAAAAAAGUAACAUAUUUUUCGAUCUGACGAGAGGGGAAGGGGCUUUCGCAUUAGUACUGUGAAUUUUAUCAAGAUUCAAUUCCAGCACUGAAGGGCGAAAUUAACAGAGGGAUUAAGAAAUUAUAAUGUGUACCUAUGUAAUAGACACAUUACGAUCGACGAUCACCGAACGUGAACAAUUGUAAACUACUGUAAAUGUUACUUACGUUUUACGAAGAGCUUAUUGUAGUCAAGAAUUAUUAAACACAAUUUAAGUCGUAAAGGUAUAUUUGAGUGUAGCACUAAAAGAACUAACAAGAAAAAAAAACUAAAAAAAGAGAACCUCUUUACACUUUUGCACGAGAUGUGUGUUGUAAUUGACUAAAAGACAAAAAAAACAAAGAAAUUGAGAAUGUAAUUAAUGCUUUAUUACUUAGGAAUUAAACUUAAUUUAUUUAUGAUUAAAAAAAUACGUUGGACAUGA
Molecule: messenger RNA, 7272 nt
Organism: Diachasma alloeum
Lineage: Eukaryota; Metazoa; Arthropoda; Insecta; Hymenoptera; Braconidae
Product: hepatocyte nuclear factor 6
Exons: 5
Coding region: 464-2503 (679 amino acids)
Biological process (GO): regulation of transcription by RNA polymerase II
Cellular component (GO): nucleus
Molecular function (GO): RNA polymerase II cis-regulatory region sequence-specific DNA binding; DNA-binding transcription factor activity, RNA polymerase II-specific
Source: RefSeq, a predicted model, not a curated record